Zalophus californianus (California sea lion) is the source of this 626-nucleotide messenger RNA. Its product is annotated as heat shock cognate 71 kDa protein-like. The record is from RefSeq and is a predicted model, not a curated record. Bases 104 to 400 code for a protein of 98 amino acids. The transcript has a single exon. Lineage: Eukaryota; Metazoa; Chordata; Mammalia; Carnivora; Otariidae.
CAUUGAGCGCAUGGUCUAGGAAGCUGAGAAGUACAAAGCUGAAGAUGAGAAACAGCGGGACAAGGUGUCUUCCAAGAAUUCACUUGAGUCUUAUGCAUUCAACAUGAAAGCAACUGUUGAAGAUGAAAAACUUCAGGGCAAGAUCAAUGAUGAGGACAAACAGAAGAUUCUUGACAAGUGCAAUGAAAUCAUCAAUUGGCUUGAUAAGAACCAGACUGCAGAGAAGGAAGAAUUUGAACACCAGCAGAAAGAGCUGGAGAAAGUCUGCAAUACUAUCAUUACCAAACUGUACCAGAGUGCAGGGGGCAUGCCAGGAGGAAUGCCUGGAGGCUUCCCUGGUGGUGGAGCUCCUCCAUCUGGUGGUGCCUCCUCUGGACCCACCAUCGAAGAGGUUGAUUAAGCCAACCUGAGAAUAGGUCUAGCAUUGUUCCACAAAAUAUUCGAAGGACCCAAAUUUGUAGCAAAUUCCAUGGCAGUUUUAAUGUUGAGCUGCUAUAGUAUAAAUAAACUGGGCAUUCUUGAUACUUGAAUAUGAAAUACGUGCACAGGGAAAGGAAAUGAACAUUGCACUUUAUAAGCACUGUUAUUGUUAAGUGGAAAAUGCAAUGUCUUUAAACGGUAUUUAA